Molecule: messenger RNA, 1757 nt
Organism: Megalops cyprinoides (Indo-Pacific tarpon)
Lineage: Eukaryota; Metazoa; Chordata; Actinopteri; Elopiformes; Megalopidae
Product: interferon-inducible GTPase 5-like
Exons: 3
Coding region: 164-1402 (412 amino acids)
Cellular component (GO): membrane
Molecular function (GO): GTPase activity; GTP binding
Source: RefSeq, a predicted model, not a curated record
UUCACAUUGGUGUAUAAAAGGCAAAGGGCGUUCAACUCUUUUUUUCAGUUUCUUCAACAGUUGUGUAGUUUACUGUAUCUUUCGAGAACAGACAUUGGUUUUUGCGAAACGACUUCUUAUUACCAAGUGUGCCUACCCACAGUCCCCCAAGCAGAGCGCAGCAAUGGCAAGAUUGCAGACCAUCAGUGAGGCGGAGAUCCAGGAGAUGAGCAGUACACUGCAAUCGCGGCUGGUGACAGAGGUGGUGGCACAGGUACAGGGCAUGCUGGAACAGGUGAACUCUACCACGCUGGACAUUGCGGUCACGGGGGAGUCCGGCUCGGGGAAGUCUUCCUUCAUCAACGCCUUCCGGGGCGUUGGUGACGAGGAUCCGGAGGCUGCGCGGACUGGUGUGACGGAAACUACACGGGAGGCCGUUGCCUACAUGCACCCCACCAUGCCCACCGUCCGUCUGUGGGACUUGCCAGGCAUCGGGACGCCCACUUUCCACCCUGAGCGCUACCUGCAGGAUGUGGGACUUGCUCGGUACGACUUCUUCAUCAUUGUGGCGUCCGAGCGUUUCCGGGAGUGUCACGUGACGCUGGCCCGGUGUGUGGAACAGGCCGGAAAGAAGUUCUACUUUGUGCGCAACAAGGUGGACAAUGACCUGGAGGCUUCGGCCAGGAGGAGAGGCGGGAAAGGUUUCAGCAAGGGGGACGUUCUGGAGAAGAUACGAUGCAACUGCGAGGAGGGCCUGAGGAAAAGUGGGGUGGCGAAGCCCCGGGUGUUCCUGCUCUCCUGCUUCCAGCCGCAGCGUUACGACUUCCCCCUCCUGCAGGACACACUGGAGAGGGAACUGGAGGGCCACAAGAGGCACGUCUUCCUCCUGGCGCUACCCAACCUUACUUCUGCUGUGCUGGAGAAGAAGAGGAAGGCGCUGGGUGGGAGCGUGUGGCGGACAUCGAUGGCGGCUUGUUUGAGCGCUGUGACACCAGGGGGCGCUGUCCGCAGUACUGUUCCUGCACUGAUGGAAACUCUGCGGUCCUAUCAGCGCAGCUUUGGCCUGGAUACUGACUCCCUCUGCCGUCUGGCCAACCUGACAGGAAAAUCGUACCAGGAGCUCUACAGGGAGGUGCGCUCCACUUCUGGCAAGGAGCUCUCUUUGCAAAGUGUGGAGGGGAUGCUCUCCCAAGUGGCUGUGGGGCAGCAGGUCCUGGCAGGAUUUCUGGAAAACCGAGUCCCAGUGCUGGGCACCAUUACCUCUGGUGGGGUCUCCUUUGUAGCCUCGUACUUCCUUCUGAGGUCUGCACUCAAGGACCUGAGCGAGGACGCUGAAAGGGUCAUGCACAAAGCCCUGGAGGGGUCAGGUGCAGAGUCCAAUGACCGCCAAGAGGAUAUUCCAGAUCCAGGGGACUUCUACUAGAACUGGGGGAGCCAGAUCUUGCCUGGGGUUUUGGGUGUGGCUGACAAGAAGAAGAUUUUGAAUACACAAAUGGGGCACUGAAUUGAGGGUGUAUUUUUUUCAUAGAAAUAAAGCCAUUUGAGGAGUUAUGUUGAGAAUUAGGUUCCAGCGUCAGUCUUGUUUUGAAAGAUUCUGAAGUAUGAAAGCACCAUGGAAAUGGACCACUUCCUGUAUGAAGUGAGAACAGCGAAUGGUCCUCUUCCGCUUUUGUGGUUGUGAUAGUUGAAACCAACACUGUCAGAAAAGUUCAACGUUAAUUACAGUCUCUGUGGUUGUUACAAGACAUGCAGGACAGCAUGAGUAACAGUCAACUCAU